AUCUAUAGAAUGCCUCGUAUAUGUAACUCCGAACAAUCAUCUCGUCUGAUCAAAAACUAAACCAAAAACAAAAGGUGAAAAAUGGACAACAAAGAAGCAGGGAAAUCGUUGUCUGUUUCAUGGACUGAAACCUCGGAUAGUGUUUCUCGUCAUUUUCACUUCCGCCCCGACGGUCAAUUUUCUGUGAAGGUGAUUGACGAUUCAAGACCUAUUAUCUACAAAAUGACUGAAUCCUUCAUCAAUCAGUUCUUCCCUUCUGGUUUUCCAUAUAGUGUCAAUGAAGGAUACCUUAGAUACACUCAAUUCCGUGCAUUACAGCAUUUUUCAAGUGCGGCACUAUCCGUGUUGUCGACUCAGUCACUGUUAUAUGCUGCAGGUUUGAGACCUACACCUGCACAAGCAACUGUAGUUAGUUGGGUACUUAAAGACGGCAUGCAGCACAUGGGAAAGCUAAUAUGUAGUGAUUUAGGUGCACAGAUGGAUUCAGAGCCCAAACGGUGGAGAAUUUUGGCUGAUGUGCUGUAUGACUUGGGCACUGGUCUGGAAAUUUUGGCUCCGUUAUGCCCACCAUUGUUUCUUCAAACAGCUGGCCUUGGGAAUUUUGCAAAGGGGAUGGCUGUGGUUGCUGCAAGAUCGACAAGAUUACCAAUAUAUUCUUCCUUUGCCAAAGAGGGUAAUCUUAGUGACUUAUUUGCAAAAGGGGAGGCGAUCUCUACUGUGUUUAAUGUGCUUGGAAUAGGAGCUGGAAUUCAAUUAGUCUCUACCGUUUGUUCAUCAAUGCAAGGGAAGAUGGUUGUUGGGCCCCUUCUUUCCGUUAUACAUAUAUAUGGUGUAUGUGAAGAAAUGCGGGCUGCUCCCGUCAACACUUUGAACCCACAAAGAACUGCAAUGAUCGUAGAAGAGUUUCUAAAGACAGGAAAGGUAUCGGGCCCUGUAGACCUAAGGUACAAAGAAGAUCUGUUAUUUCCUGGACGGCUGAUAAAAGGUGCCGGAAAUGUUAAAGUCGGUAGAGAUUUGCAUACUGCAAUUAAGCCCUCAAAACUUAAGGAGCUCAAAGAAAUCUUUCCAAAUGAGAAGUUUCUGCUGAGUUAUGGAAACAGGUGGACAGACAUGGUGUUGGAGCAUAAUGCUAGCGGUGAAGAUGCACUAAGAGGAUGGCUGGUUGCAGUGUAUGCUUCAGAAAUGGUGAAAUCUGUUUCUGAACGAGAUUCCUAUGUGUUACAAGAGGCAUAUAAGAAAAUGAAGUCGGUAAUGACUUCAUUGCUUCCGCAAUUACAAGCAAAAGGGUGGCAUACUGACCGUUUUCUUGAUGGAAAAGGUAUACGUUUUGGUUUCUAGUUUUUACAUAUUGAUUAAUUCCAGUAUAAGCCAAACAUGUUCUUCCUAUUCUGUUAGUCUUUUCUUUCAGGUUACUAUAUGACCCAUUUAACUUACUUGAUUAUUCGGUUUAUAAAUUAAAAGAGAACUGGGAAAUUGAUAUAUUUGAAUUAAUCCUAUAAUAAACAUGGACAUGAUGUUA
Messenger RNA from Erigeron canadensis, 1519 nucleotides. RefSeq names its product protein root UVB sensitive 2, chloroplastic-like. NCBI's taxonomy places the organism in Eukaryota, Viridiplantae, Streptophyta, Magnoliopsida, Asterales, Asteraceae. Gene Ontology annotation, biological process: auxin polar transport; response to UV-B. The transcript is spliced from 9 exons. Gene Ontology annotation, cellular component: chloroplast envelope. The record is from RefSeq and is a predicted model, not a curated record. The coding region runs from base 82 to 1338 and encodes 418 amino acids.